AUGAGUAGUAUGUCCUCUGACAUUUUCAAUCCCCGCCGUCUCCAGGCCAACAGACUGGCAGCAGGACUGAAGGCCAUAGGGACAGAGCGCGGUGACGUAGUAGCCUGGCUCGUUGGUCAUCGCCCGGAAUGGAUCUACUUGUAUUUUGCCGUGGCGAAGUUGGGAGCCAUUGCGUUGCCGCUUCAGGCGCCGCGUGUCGGGAGGAGCGCGGAGGCAAUGACUUAUUGCCUGAAAAAGGCUGGAGUGAAGGUACUUAUCAUGGGUGACAUAACCGGAGUUAAUGAGACUGACGACACGGUCCCGUACUUGUGCAGCUUGUUUCCUGAAGUUAAAACAACGAAACCAGGAAAGCUGCAGAUUGAAAGGUUGCCCAAACUGACGAGUAUUAUUGUGCUUGGAGACAUCGGGACAGGCAUUGGUGCAUAUAGUAUGGACGAGGUUCAGACGUUGGGAAGCGAUGAGAAGCUAAUUGCGGAAGUGAGGGCUCUCCAACACCAGCUGAGCUGCCACGAUACGUUCCUGCUGGUUUUCAGUUCGGGAAGUACUGGCCAACCGAAGUGUUCUGAGCACAGCACCUACAGUCUGUACAACAGUAUCCGAUUUGCCGUAAAAGUUGUCCGCAUGCCACUUGACGGAGUAACACUCUACCCGUACCUGUCAACCCCAUACUACGUGAUCUGUCCUAUGUUCGCUCCGGGGUGUGCGGUUGCUGUUCCUGCCAGUACAGCGCCAUCAUCUAUGGAAAUCACGAAGACAAUUCAGGAGGAGAGGUGCCACUCGAUUGUCGUGUUGUUCCUGAAGGACUUUCACGACCUGCUUCACAGUCCGAACUUGGGUGAAUACGACAUGUCUUCAAUUCGAGGAGUAAAUAUAGGAGGUAACGUAGCGCCAAAGAGUCUGAUUGAUCGUGCAGCCGACGUCUUGCCAAAAGCAAAAGUGAUCGUUGCCUAUGGAAUGACAGAGCUCGUAAAGGUGACAGCGAUUCCUGCCGACAUGAUUGGAGAGGGUAAAGGAGCCGCAGUAGGGAAGCUGGCACCACAUGUGGAGAUGCAGCUUGUAGACAAAGACGGUCGGGUUGUACCAUUAGGCCAUGAGGGGGAGGUCUGUUUGAGAGGGUACUGCUUGUUCAAACGUUACCGUGGAGACGAGGAGAAAACAUCAAAGGCGAUAACAGCUGACGGUUGGUUCAAAACUGGAGAUGUCGGCACUCUCGAUGAGCACGGUGUCUUGAAGCUCUACGGUAGAGCCUCGGAAAUGAUCAUAAGGAAUGCCUACAACGUGCAUCCUGCUGUCGUGGAGGCGCCUUUAUCGAAGCAUCCCAAAGUGCAAGACGUCAGGGUUGUGAGUGUACCUGACCCUGCAAGCGUGGAGGAGAUAUGUGCCUGUAUCAUCCUGAAAGAAGGGCAGUCUGCAGACUCAGAUGAGAUGAAGAAGUUUUGUGAUGAGAUCGGGAUGGUGCCGAUUGAGCUGCCGGGUUAUUUCGUCUUCUUUGACGAGUUUCCGGUGACCACGACACUGCUAAAGGUUGACCGGAAGAAGCUGCGACUGAUCGCCAUGGAGAAACUUGGUCUGCAGGAAACCUAGAGGCUGCCUGUGGCCAGACUUGUCAACUCAGCAAACAUUACAAAAAUUCAUCUAUAGCUUCUUGAUCUAUACUUACUUAUCCUCUUCAUCCCAUGUGGGACAUAAGGCUGUGAUAAGUUUCCUCCACUGGGGUCUGUUCUGUGCAAGGGGCUGAGCAGCAUCCAAAAAGAUCCCAAUGGCCGCUAGGUCUUUAGCCACAGUACGUCUCCAUGUAGUUUUGGGACGUCCCCGUUUUCUUUUCCCCUCAGGGGCCCAAUGUAGAGCAACUUUUUUAUACAGUUCUUCAUUAUUGAUCUUUUUUGGCCAAUAGAUGUUACAUAUUCUACGCAGACAAAUAUUGUGGAAUACAUCCAUUUUCUUGAUCUAUGCUCUUCAAUUUCAGAGUGACAAGCAAAAGCAUGCCAUCAUAACUGUUUAACUGUUUCACAGGAAAAACAAUUGAUUUGUUUUUUUUUUCAUUGGUUGUAAUUUUGUUAUGUUUACUAAUGCCACAACGAAUUUAUUUGUUGCUUCUCGGAUUAACAAAAAUUGGAUUGGCAGGUCGAAAAAUAUAAAAAUAAUUUGUUUCAAGCGGUCUGGGGUGGAGAUAUACAAAAACAACAACAGCCUGAGGAGUUCAAUGGCACAUUUUAUAAAAUUAAUCCCUUCCUUUGAUUUGUUACUUAUGUUCUGAAUAAAAUGAAUUAUUUAAGACUGACAUUAUGUGUAUGCGGCUCUGAAUGGUAAUAUUUACAGGUCUGCAGGAUCUGUAGUAUUUUUUCUCGGGGCUUGAUUUAGUUUUGAAAAUGAAAAACAAAAUGGACAGGUGACUACGAUAAGCAACAAAUAAAAGUGGUGUGGCCUUACAAGUGAAAAUACUAGCCUGACUAAAUUAAGCUUCUAGCAGCCCUUCUUUUGGUUCGGCCAUAGAAGCUCAAUAGCCACCAUCAAAGUCAGGAGUACACACUGUUAAUAGAAUUUUCAUCAAUCAAUUUUCGAUGGUUAUCAAUCCACCUUGAUCACGGAGUGACCCAGGUCUCGCGAGAGUUGCGAGAACUGGGUCGAGAUCAAGGUGGACUGAUAGCCAUUGAAAAUUUGGAGGUACGUGAGUUCUAUUAACUGUGUACUUACGUAACUGAUGAAUCUCUUCAACGAGGAGUACAGACCUUAAUGAUUUAUGCAUUUGCAACAAUUCGUCUACAGCUUCUUGAGUUAUGCUGUUCAAUGCCCUUUUGUUCAAUGCAAGGAGAAUGCCCCGCUGACUGUCGCACGGAUAGAGUGUAACAGCGCGUAGCGCUUGGUGGAGGCAGUGUCAUGGUAUCAUGGUGU
Messenger RNA from Branchiostoma floridae (Florida lancelet), 2892 nucleotides. RefSeq names its product medium-chain acyl-CoA ligase ACSF2, mitochondrial-like. The record is from RefSeq and is a predicted model, not a curated record. Gene Ontology annotation, molecular function: medium-chain fatty acid-CoA ligase activity. The coding region runs from base 1 to 1584 and encodes 527 amino acids. NCBI's taxonomy places the organism in Eukaryota, Metazoa, Chordata, Leptocardii, Amphioxiformes, Branchiostomatidae. Gene Ontology annotation, biological process: fatty acid metabolic process. The transcript has 17 exons.